Pocillopora verrucosa is the source of this 1194-nucleotide messenger RNA. Its product is annotated as adenosine receptor A3-like. Gene Ontology annotation, biological process: G protein-coupled receptor signaling pathway. Lineage: Eukaryota; Metazoa; Cnidaria; Anthozoa; Scleractinia; Pocilloporidae. Gene Ontology annotation, molecular function: G protein-coupled receptor activity. Gene Ontology annotation, cellular component: plasma membrane. The record is from RefSeq and is a predicted model, not a curated record.
GCUUGCUAAAUAUCGCAAACCAUUCACUAUUUGCUGAAAUAGCAGCCUCUAGCGGAUAUCAUGAGCAAAUUGUUUUGUAACCAGUCUUCGAAGUUUUUUCCGAUAUUCACUGAACUUGAAGAUCUUCGUUCGACUUGUAUCGCCAACUGUGUCUUUAACAUUUUUCUUAGUUACACCGCCUUCAUGUUGAAUAUUGUUACAAUCUACGCCAUAUACAAAACUUCAACAAUGCCAAAAACUUUGAAAACUCUGCUGCUAAGUCUUGCCUGCUCGGAUGUUGCUGUUGGUUUAUUCAGUCAACCAUUAUACACUUUCUUUCUGAUCAACUGGCUUCGACUACACAAUCCUAGCUGUAACACUAAACAAGUGCGGACGAUUUCAAAUAUUUUAUUUUCAGGUGCUUCGUUUCUUGGUGUUGUAGCUGUAAGUGUAGACAGGUUCUUGGCUGUUCAUUUUCAUCUCAGAUACCAAGAGGUUGUGACUCACAGGCGUGUUGUUAUUGUUGUGAUUGGUAUAUGGGUGAAAAGUACAUUUGUUUCUUUGAUAAUAUUGUGGGGGCUACUUAGUACCAGGGAUCUUAUAAAUACAAUUAUUGAAGCUUUCAGUCUCAUUAUCACGUUUGUGGUGUACAUCAGAAUAUAUAUAACUGUACGACGGCACAAGAAUCACAUUCAUUCCAUGCAAAUACGAGAUGAGGCUCAGUCUGAGGAGUUAAAAAACCUUAUUGUUCUCAUUAAAUCCACAGUUGGCAUAUUCUACGUAUAUCUCGUGUUUUUAAUUUGUUAUUUGCCCCAUCUCAUUUGCAUGGCUGUUAUUAGAACCUAUGGCUCGAGUAUCGUCCUAAAGAAACUUUUACUUUACUCAUUGACUCUCAUGUAUCUAAAUUCAUCUUUGAACCCUAUAAUUUACUGCUGGAAGAUGAGACACAUUCGACACGCAAUCAUGGACAUAUUGCGAAAGAUGUCUUGGAUCAACAAUCUACCAUUUCGUAUCAACUACAAUCGGUCAUCGAGUGUCGUCCAUAUUGAUAACUGAUCCCCUCUAUGUGGCUUACAAAGACUAUGGGCCGUAAUUGUUUACGAGAAAGUGAAAUAGGGACUAACAAGAUUGUACAUAAACUUAGUGAUAUGAACCGACAGCCAAAUAAUCCCGUAGUUCCAAUUUUAAGCAUUCGAUAAAUCGAACAAUCUGUAA